AAACGCACAAGGAACACCAGGUUGGAACUAGGCCCUCCAGCCCCCGAAUCUCUCUUUGGCCGGGCCCAGGGGUGGACUGAUGGUCCCUCUCGCUCAAACCCGGCCUUGCUUUUCCCGGUACAACUACCGGCCGAACGCUUUUUCUACCACCCGCUGCGCUUACAGCGCCCUGGCGCUUUUACGUACCCUACUGCCGAUCGCCCGCUCACCAACAAGGAGCGCUGGAAUACGGCCCGACCCCCGUGUGCCCCCGGGUUUAAUUUGUUAGGCCCCUGGGUGUGCCGGUUUAGACCACAAGGUGGCGGAGGUUUGUGGAAUUAAAGUGGGGCGCGGGGAAGCUAAACGAGCCCGAAGCGCGGCAGCUAGGCCAUUGGUGUUAAGCUCGCCGGCGCUGGCCCAGGAAGACCCCUCAAAACCAGCAGCAACCUCUACGUGCUACGGGCAGGAAUCUCCUGGUUUAAGAUAGUAUAAAAUGCCACAUCACUAGCAUGACGAGCACGGCGGCCACAACCACCACAACGGCGAUGGGGCUGGGUACGACCACUCGGAUGACGUUACGCCCGCGCUACAAAACUUCUUCGACCGCGUCAUGACGCUUAACGACGUUGAGCACGGGUCCAGCGCCGCGGUCGCGCGCAAGGACUGGGCUGCGCACCUGGACCCGACCCAGGAGCUGGCCAGCGACGCCGACGAGCAGCUGCUGAUGCAUGUUCGUCCCGGGGAUGCCCGUCGUGGUGAACGAGAAUAUACAUCAAGGCCGAAGGUCGUCAACGGUGCCAGUUACGUGGCAGUGGACGCCAUUCUUGAUAAGGCGUAUCCGGGCCAUCGUAUUAAUGCCAACGUCGACGCCGCAGAACCGUUAAGGCCUGCUCCUUGGACGGACUUGGGUGCUAUCGAAGAGAGUAUGAAUGAGAUCAUGUAUACUGAGGCCGCCAAGGUUCGCGAGUACGACUCUGGGGCCGUCUUGGCCCAAAACGAUACUGCGCGGGCCCUGAAGACGGUAGGCGGCAUCUGGGGCGGAGACAAUGUCGAACACUACCAGUGGGCGGACAGAGGAGGGCAUUACUGCAACAAAGUCCGCGCAGCGGCUCGUAAGGUGAGGGACUGGGAUGAAGCUGUACUGAAUUUAAAUAGGAUAAUCCACAGACGAGCGGGGCAAAUUGGACGACUCAGGGUUAGGGAGUCGGUUAACCCUAUCGACUGCGGAGACUUGAUACACCUGAAGGCCUGGACUCAUAAAGGUCGAUACGUAGCGAAAGACGACAAGAAAGGAAUCGCCUUACCUUUCCGGAAGCUAGCCGUUACCGAUAUACCAGCCGGUUUCGGCUUCGACAAAUUCGGACUCAUGCCCAAACACGCCAAGGCGGCAACCCAUCGGGAGAGGAGCGACGGAGACCGAAGGGAAGAGCUUGCUGGUUCUCUGCGCAGCUUAAACGAAAAGUUCGCCAAGAAGGAGCGGCUGUCUCGGGGGCAAACGUGGAGCACGCCCAUCCCUCACGACAGGAAGGUGACCACGGUUCAGGAAUUCUACAAAGCGUUUCACGACAUGAGCACCCUGCUGAUUCAAACCUGUAUGGUCUGCUACCGGAAAUGCGCUAAGGUGGAGCUGGAAACGAUCGAGUAGGAUUGGAGGGCAAGGAGUCGCGUCGGGAAGCGGGAUGGUUCACCUUUCGCGUGUCGUCGGUGUUUCCCGCCGGGAGAGAAGAUUCCCGGUUGCGCUGACUGUGUAAGGCAUCUAAGGAAAGGCGGUGUGUCGGCCGG
Molecule: messenger RNA, 1761 nt
Organism: Gaeumannomyces tritici R3-111a-1
Lineage: Eukaryota; Fungi; Ascomycota; Sordariomycetes; Magnaporthales; Magnaporthaceae
Exons: 2
Coding region: 590-1624 (344 amino acids)
Source: RefSeq, a predicted model, not a curated record